Messenger RNA from Penaeus indicus, 1557 nucleotides. RefSeq names its product protein 60A-like. Gene Ontology annotation, molecular function: cytokine activity. Gene Ontology annotation, cellular component: extracellular region. Lineage: Eukaryota; Metazoa; Arthropoda; Malacostraca; Decapoda; Penaeidae. The record is from RefSeq and is a predicted model, not a curated record. The coding region runs from base 737 to 1540 and encodes 267 amino acids. The transcript is spliced from 3 exons.
CGUAUUUGAGCGUCCUUGCCUGUCCUUCCGAGCGCCGUGCCACCACCUCAUUAUGUUCUCCAAGCGCUCAUGUUCAAGUAGACGUUUUGCUCGGAUCUGUAAUUUCGAAAAUAUUUCUUCUGAAGACUAUCUGAUUAAUUCCCUCGCCGCGUGAAUGUACUGAGGGACAAAUCCUUGGUAGUGCGAACACGUCGCUCCACCACAGGUAGAUGGGCGCACACAUGCACACACUCUCACAAGGCCGCGCACACACACCCGCACACGCAUCCACACGCAUCCAUUAAGCCAGAACUCGAGGUGGUGAUCCCAGGUCUGCAUUCACACAGAGCGGCCGCGGCCCUCGCCUCCAGACUGCGUCUCACCGCGACCACCUUGAGACGGAGGAGAUAGUAUCCUUGGCGAGACGGAGGUCCCAGGGAGGGCGCUCGCCAGUCUCUCUCCUGCCUGCCUUGGAUACUGCAGCCCCGCGCCUGCUCACGGUCCCUGUUGCUCCUCCAGCUGCCCGCGGCCUGCUCUUGCCUCCUGUUGCUGCCUGCUGUCCGUGUGUCCUGCUUGGCUCUGGAGCGCCAGGCAUGGGCUAGGGUGACCUGCUGCUGCGGCUGACGGACCACAACGGGAACAGCGCAGCGCCUCCACGAGAAAGUGAGCGCAGGAGGCGUCCCGGUGCUGCGCCGUGCAUUACGACGAUGUAGUGAGUCUCGAGUCCUGCGUGUUCUUGUCUCCGCAAUCGUUCGUCAUGGGACCAGGGUCGACGAGUGCGCCCAGAAGGGCGGGGGUGUGGGUGUGUGUCGUCGCUGCAGUGGUGUGGGCGGCGGGCGGGUGUGCAGCGGGCGUGGGCGUGUGGAUGGACGACGGGAAUGGGCGCACGGUCCUGGCUGACAGGCUGGACGCCGAGGAAGCCGCGGAUCUGGCGCAGGACAUGCUGGACCUCCUGGACCUCCCGGCGCCGCCCGCCAUGGUGGGCCACCACCGCCACCACCACCGCGCCCACCGCGCCCACGGCUCGGCGCCCACCUGGAUGAAGAACAUAUACAACACCCUCGACGAGCACGGCCACGCCAACGCGCCCAACAUGGACGACGUCCACCGCGAGACCGUCACGGCGGCCGACACCAUCAUCACCUUCGUCAACAGAGAUCCGCCCACGGGCCGCCCAGCUCACGGCGCCAACAAGCGGCUUUACUUCGACGUGAAUGACGUUCCUCUGGACCACUCGCUUCUUGGGGCGGAAAUCCAGGUCCAUAGGCAGCCUGGCUUUGACGAGGUGGUCACUCUGCAUGUGUAUGUGAUCACUGACGAGCAAGGGAGCGAGUCGAAGGUGGCGCGGGUGAGCCUGAGCGAGCCCGGCUGGGUCACGGUGAACGUCACGCGGCCCGUCCUCUCCUGGCUCAUCUUCCCCGACACCAACUACGGCCUCCGGCUGGCGGUCACGUCGCCGGGAUACAGUGAGUCACCGGAGGAGGUUUCCGUGAGGGGGUGUCGCUCGGGCACCGCUGGCAGAUCGGGAACGGGGUUCACGUUAUGUAAUGGUGAUAUGUAGGGACUUUGUGAGGCACA